GCCUGUGCAGGAAUUUAUUGAAAAAAUAAACUCUGCCACAGAGGAGACUGUUUUUCGCCAGACACAGUGGAAAAGCGUCCCAGAGGAAGUAAAACCCGCGAGUAGACUUACUCUAAAUAGCCACAAAAUAAGAGACAAAUUAAUUAAGUUAGGCAAAAGUUAAGUUUCAGUGUGACAUCGUCCAAAAAAAUAGUCAAAAGUUAAAAGUUAAAGUGAAGAGUUCUGUGAUUUUUGUGGCUGCAAAAAUAAAGGAGUUGCUGCGCGUUCGCCAAAGCUCUUGGCAUCGAUUUUUUUUGUGGGCAUAAGCAACCCCUAGUGGAAAACCAGGAGCAGACAUGGCUUAUCGCUUGAAGGCCACCAAGUGUCCCACGGACGAGCUAUCGCUCACCAAUCGAGCCAUUGUCAGUGUGAGUGACUUUCCCGAGGAUGUCAAAUAUGCAGACAUCUCUCCUGCUCCGGGACAGCAUUUUAUUUUUGCCUUGGAGAAGACCGUCGAGGUGCCCAGCGGCUAUGUGGGCUUCUCUUUGGUCCAGCGAAAGUGGGCCAUGGUCUCCAUUAACCAGGAGCUGGAGGUGCGUCCAUAUCGGUUCGAUGCCAGCUCCGAUGUCAUAACCUGUGUCUCCUUCGAAACGGAUUUUCUGCAAAAGAAAACCGUCUCCCAGGAGCCCUAUGACUCGGACCAAAUGGCCAAGGAGUUCAUCAUGCAAUUCGCCGGCAUGGCUUUGACUGUGGGUCAAUCUUUGGUCUUCAAUUUCAAGGAUAAAAAGCUAUUGGGUCUGGCGGUCAAGUCAUUGGAGGCCAUCGAUCCCAAGAGCCUGGGCGAAGGCAAAGAGCCGGCCAUGCGCAAUGUACGCUUUGGCCGCAUCCUCGGCAACACUGUGGUGCAGUUCGAAAAGGCCGAGAACAGCUCCCUGAAUUUGCAGGGCAAGAGCAAGGGCAAGGUGGUGCGCCAGUCCAUCAUUAACCCGGACUGGGACUUUGGCAAGAUGGGCAUUGGUGGCCUGGACAAGGAGUUCAAUUCGAUCUUUCGUCGUGCCUUUGCCUCGCGUGUCUUUCCCCCGGAACUCGUGGAGCAGCUGGGCUGCAAGCAUGUCAAAGGCAUCCUACUCUACGGACCCCCUGGCACGGGCAAGACCCUGAUGGCGCGUCAAAUUGGAACAAUGCUGAAUGCCCGAGAGCCAAAAAUUGUGAAUGGUCCCCAGAUCUUGGACAAAUAUGUGGGUGAAUCAGAGGCAAAUGUUCGCCGGCUUUUUGCCGAGGCCGAGGAGGAGGAGAAGCGUCUGGGGCCAAACAGUGGCCUGCACAUCAUCAUCUUUGACGAAAUCGAUGCGAUUUGCAAGCAGCGUGGCAGUGUGGCCGGGAAUAGCGGUGUCCACGACACCGUCGUCAAUCAGCUGCUGACCAAAAUCGAUGGCGUUGAUCAGCUGAACAAUAUCCUGGUCAUUGGCAUGACCAAUCGUCGAGAUAUGAUUGAUGAGGCGCUCCUACGACCAGGUCGCCUUGAAGUCCAAAUGGAGAUCAGUCUGCCGAAUGAGCAGGGACGCGUCCAGAUCCUAAAUAUCCAUACGAAACGGAUGCGGGACUUUAAUAAGAUCAAUGACGAUGUGGACAACAAGGAGAUUGCUGCUCUCACCAAGAACUUUAGUGGCGCCGAACUAGAGGGUCUAGUGCGUGCCGCCCAGUCCAGUGCCAUGAAUCGUCUGAUCAAGGCCGAUGCCAAGGUCACCGUGGAUCCGGAGGCCAUGGAAAAGCUAAAGGUUAACCGUGAUGAUUUCCUACAUUCCCUAGAGAAUGAUAUUAAGCCGGCAUUUGGCACGGCCCAGGAGAUACUCGAUAAUAUGCUGGCUCGUGGUGUCAUCAACUGGGGCACCCCGGUUAGUAAUCUCCUCGAGGAUGGGAUGCUCUAUGUCCAGCAGGCCAAGGCUCCAGAAUCAAGUGGUUUGGUCUCUGUCCUGGUGGCAGGUGCCCCCAAUUCGGGCAAGACUGCAUUGGCUGCCCAGCUGGCCAAGAUGUCGGAUUUCCCAUUCGUGAAGGUGUGUUCGCCGGAGGACAUGGUCGGCUAUACAGAGUCGGCCAAGUGUCUGCACAUCAGGAAGAUCUUUGACGAUGCCUAUCGCUCCACGCUCAGCUGCAUUGUGGUGGACAAUGUGGAGCGUCUCCUCGACUAUGGCUCCAUUGGUCCGCGUUACUCGAAUAUGACCUUGCAGGCACUGCUGGUGCUGCUCAAGAAACAGCCGCCCAAGGGACGCAAGCUGCUCAUUCUGUGUACUUCUAGUAGAAGGGAGGUGUUAGAGGAGAUGGAGAUGCUGACGGCCUUUACCUCGGUGCUGCAUGUGCCCAAUCUCUCGCAUCCGGAGCAUGUCCUGGCCGUGCUCGAGCACACGGAUAUCUUUAGCAAGGGCGAGAUUCAGGCCAUUGGCAAGAAGAUGGCUGGCAAGCGCGUCUUUAUUGGCAUUAAGAAGCUGCUGGGCCUGAUUGACAUGGCCAGGCAGACGGAGCCAUCGCAGCGGGCCAUCAAGUUCCUGUCCAAAAUGGAGGAGGAGGGUGGCCUCGACAUGGUGGCCAGGCAGUGAAGGAGUUACCUGCGUUUUUGGCCCAAAUGCAGUCUCAAUUAUUAGCUUCUAAGUGGAGAUCUUGGGGGCAGGAAUCAGAAUGAAUGAAUCUCUCUCCAUAAAACACUGCAAACUUAUACGAAACAUAGACACAGAUAUAUAUAUAUAUACAUAAUAUCCAGGCUUCGCGUUGUUGUUUGUUCGGUCCCAGAACCAGUAACAAUCCCAGUUCCAGAAGGACAUUCCUGUGCUUCUGACUUCCCCCACAGAGCACUAUCAAAUCUGACAGAUAUGUGAGAUCCGUGACCUGAAGAAGGAGUGAAGAAGGUGGUGAGAGAGCAGAGGCAGGGCGUGAGAUACUCAAUUACAUUUAUAAAUAACACGUGUAGCUGGCAAAACUCGUUAAUAUAUAUAUAUACACUAUAUAUAUAUAUAUGUAAUAGCAUGAUAAUCUUUCUCGUUACCUUUAAUUUUAGGAUUCGCUUCGGAAACGUAUUAUAAUAUGAUAUCAGAGAGAGAGCAGAGUAAGAACACCAAAGUUUUUUGUGAACGUUGUUUAUCGGUAAUAUUAACGAAAACCCAACUAAUUAAUUGAAUAUUUAUUAAAUCCAUUAUAUUGUUAACUUAACCGCCAAUGUUAUACAUCUAAUAAUAUAUAUAUCUCCAAAUAAAGACAAAAUGAUCUCGAACUCCAA
Molecule: messenger RNA, 3247 nt
Organism: Drosophila kikkawai
Lineage: Eukaryota; Metazoa; Arthropoda; Insecta; Diptera; Drosophilidae
Gene: comt
Product: comatose
Biological process (GO): SNARE complex disassembly; intra-Golgi vesicle-mediated transport; Golgi to plasma membrane protein transport
Cellular component (GO): Golgi stack
Molecular function (GO): ATP binding; ATP hydrolysis activity
Source: RefSeq, a predicted model, not a curated record